UCGAAUGCGACCUACAUCAUGAGCAGCAAAGGUGGAGCACAGCUUUGUAUUGAAGGGUUUCCAUUCACGAGACACAUGAUAUACGAGGAAACCGUUUACUGGCGCUGCAUACAGUUUCGUGCGUUGCGCUGUCCCGCCAGGCAUCGGCAGCGAAGAACGACAGGUUUGAUAGAGAUUGUUCAUUCGGAGCAUAAUCAUCCACCUAUCCAGAAUCGUCGGAAACGUGGUUCCCUCAAGCAAAUAAUACAACAACGGUUGAAAAAACAACCGAAACCAUUACCCAACUGAUUUAGACAUUGCAUACGGCAGAAGUACGAAAGGCAACGAACAGCUUAUGAUCGGUGGUCAACAUUAUAGCAGGCAGCGUGUCCGUCAGCGAACGAUUCGUUGGCGGUGU
Molecule: messenger RNA, 397 nt
Organism: Anopheles bellator
Lineage: Eukaryota; Metazoa; Arthropoda; Insecta; Diptera; Culicidae
Exons: 3
Coding region: 19-288 (89 amino acids)
Source: RefSeq, a predicted model, not a curated record